This is a messenger RNA of Salvelinus namaycush (lake trout), 2040 nucleotides long. RefSeq names its product luteinizing hormone subunit beta (gene lhb). The record is from RefSeq and is a predicted model, not a curated record. Lineage: Eukaryota; Metazoa; Chordata; Actinopteri; Salmoniformes; Salmonidae. Bases 1420 to 1848 code for a protein of 142 amino acids. Gene Ontology annotation, cellular component: extracellular region; cytoplasm. Gene Ontology annotation, biological process: G protein-coupled receptor signaling pathway. Gene Ontology annotation, molecular function: hormone activity. The transcript is spliced from 3 exons.
UCUGAGAUUACACAAACAAAUCAUUGAUGUAUGCCAGUGAAUCUGCAGGAAAAGCAAACUUACUUGUGGCCAAAAAGUGCAAAAGGCCAGCAGCCAGGGAUCCCCCAGAUCCAUGUAGAAGAGCCUCUCUGGCACAAGGUGUGUUUUGAACGUCCAGAAUACCCAGCACCUUGAAACCCUAAAUGGCAUACGGUACAUGAAACACAUUAUGGGAGAUGAAACUACACAGAGAAUAAGCAGAGAAUUACUGAGAUACAAUUAAUCACGGUUUUUAUCUUGUAUCAAGCAUCACAUGAUAUUACAUUCAUACUGUUAGCUAGCAGACACGAAAGAGUGGUAACUAGCUAGUUCAACAUUUAAUGAAGAAACACAUAAUCAGCUAUAGCACACUACCGUUAGCUAGCUACCUACUUAAGCAAACUAGACAACUGCUGUAGCGACAUCACCACCAAUAAUAUUCUUGACCUUCAACAACUGAGUUGCUGCUAGCUAAGUUAGCAUUGUCACAGACAAUGUUUUCUGAAUGACAUUGUCUAGGACACUUACCUUAUUUUUGUCACUCUCCUCUUCACCGGCCAUUAUGGCAUUAGAUUGACCCUGUUAUGGGGAAUUUACCUUCAGCAUCGCCUGUACUUACUUUCGUAAUCACACUAUACACUGAGCAUGCGUACUAGCAGGUUCGUUAGAAAUUAACCCACGAGUUCAUAAAAGGAAACAGUGGUCAAAAGCUUUUGUGUUCCGGGAAGAUUUUCUCCAAGUAUUGCUGACACAGAAUUAUUUAUUGAAAAAUAAGCUAUGCUUUCAAAAAUGUAUUUGACAUAUUGACAGUUUUUUUUUAUAUGUCAUAAUUCUUUCAAACUGUUAUAGCAUGUUUUACCAAAAUCUUGAGCAGUAUCCAACAGUGGGCUAUUCACAGAAUAACUAAAAUGACUACCCCAGUUGUACCAAUGAACAAGUGUGUGAUUAAUAGGGUUAAUCCUGUCAAUGAAAUUCUAUCUCAACAAAAUGUACUUGCUUGGACCUUGAUAACAUGUGCAGCAUUAGCAUCAAAACAUGUCCUUCCGGUGUACAGCAGGGAUCCAAAUCUAUGACAAUUAUGUCAAUCUGACCCUAUAAAGCCAUCAACUCUUGAGGGAUUAGGGUGUCUAAUGAAUUAUUAUUUUGAUGCAAUGUCAUCGUCCACAUGCAGAAGUCUAAACUGUGCAAAGUAGAGGUCAGGAGGAAGUCAUUGUGUCAAAGUAAUCCAUUCUGUUACCAACAUGGGAUUCUAUUCAAGGUUGUUGUGAAGGGGGAGAAAUCAUGAGCUGAGCAUCCAACCCUGGAUACUAGCCUCCUCCACUGUAUAAAUGCCCAAACACACUGCCCAUCAGGACACAACUUUCUGCUGAACCCGUUGAGUCCUUCAGGCUCUCUUUCAGGAUGUUAGGUCUUCAUGUAGGUACCUUGAUCUCCCUGUUCCUGUGCAUUCUCCUGGAACCCAUUGAGGGGUCUCUCAUGCAGCCCUGUCAGCCCAUCAACCAGACUGUGUCUCUGGAGAAGGAAGGCUGCCCAACGUGCUUAGUCAUUCAAACCCCUAUCUGCAGUGGCCACUGCGUCACCAAGGAGCCGGUUUUCAAGAGCCCAUUUUCCACCGUGUACCAGCAUGUGUGCACCUACCGGGACGUCCGCUAUGAAACGAUCCGCCUACCUGACUGUCCCCCUUGGGUGGACCCUCAUGUCACCUACCCUGUGGCUCUGAGCUGUGACUGCAGCCUCUGUAACAUGGACACUUCUGACUGUACCAUCGAGAGCCUGCAGCCAGACUUCUGCAUUACCCAAAGAGUACUAACGGAUGGUGACAUGUGGUGACAUGUCAGCCAACAUGCCUGCCUAUGUAAUGACAUGUUAUAUUACACCCGCCCAUGCUAUGACAUGUAGGCCCAAUGUAUGGGGAACUAACUGAACUAAAAUUUCAUAGGUACUACAGACAUGGGCUUGUAGGUUGUAUGUGAAUGUACUUGUACUCAUAUUGGGAUCUGAAUAAACUGGCUCUAACUCUGA